CCCGUCUUUCCCUCGACCACCACGCCGAAUUGUACCCCGUCCUCACCGUUCACGACGAUGGCCACCACCGUUCUUAUCUCGACAUUCCCGCCUUUCCCUACUCUUGCCUUCUCUGCACCCUCCGAUAUCACUCUCGAUGGCCUCUACGAGUCGCUCUCUGACCGUUACCCUUUCCUGCCAUCUUCCGAUGACCUCUUCCUUAGCCCCCUCUCUGGAAUCUUACCGGAUGGAUCCACCACGCUUGCAUCUCUUCACUCCUCGGCCUCAGAUGAAGAGACAUCAGAUCUCGUCUCGCUGAGACUGGCGCCACGAAUGCGUGGUGGAAAGGGAGGCUUUGGGUCUCAGUUGCGUGCGGCAGGUGGGCGCAUGAGCAGUCAGAAGACGAGCAACAAUGACUCGUGUAGAGAUCUCAGUGGACGAAGGUUGAGCACCAUCAAGGAGGCAAAGAAAUUGGCAGAAUACCUAGAAUCAGAGCCUGAUCGCAAGAAGGCUGCAGCAGAGGCUCAGAAGGCAAAGCUCGAGGCUCUCGAGCGUAAGCUGGGUAUCGAUAAGAACGGAGCCCCCAGCGGUGAGCCCUCGGUGGGCAAGAAGCGCCGCUUGGAUGACACCGAGUUCAUCGAGCAGAGCAAGGAUAUUGUGGAUAAUGUUAGGAGUGCGGUCGCAAUGGGCCUGCUGAAGAAGAAGAAGAAAAUUAAGACGAGCCCUCCACCAAAGGAGCCAUCCCCCAAGGAUUCUGAGCCUGCUUCGUCUUCGUCCAAGGCCGCUCCUGCCCCUGUUACAUCUGACGUCGCGGAGAAAGCUGUCGAUGGACCUCCUGCAUCUACUUCCACCGCAGCUCUUUCUGCCGUGGGUGCUUAGAGUGACUUGACGUUCCAUUAGUGGUUGUGAUUUCGGUCUCGUUCCUUGCAUUGUGUAUGUACUCCUGUCCGCGUGUCCUCCUCUAUCGUUUUCUUUGUCUGGUUAAUGUACUCCAAUUCCUUUCUUCUUUAUUUCUGAGAGCUUGCGCAAGAUCCGUGUAGCUUUUCACUCGCUCGACACGAUAUCACUAGCCAUAGAUAUCCG
Messenger RNA from Stereum hirsutum FP-91666 SS1, 1062 nucleotides. RefSeq lists its product as uncharacterized. Lineage: Eukaryota; Fungi; Basidiomycota; Agaricomycetes; Russulales; Stereaceae. The record is from RefSeq and is a predicted model, not a curated record. The transcript has 3 exons. Gene Ontology annotation, cellular component: nucleus. Bases 58 to 858 code for a protein of 266 amino acids.